UGCCCGAGAGCACCUCGAGCGCUCCGUGCCCCGCCGAACCGAGCCUGGGCCCUCCGUGCCCCUCCGAGCCUGGGCGCUCCGUGCCUCACCGAACCGAGCCUGGGCCCUCCGUGCCCCGCCGAGCCUGGGCGCCCCGUGCCGAACCUCGCCGAGCCCCGGAGCUCCGCGUCCCGCCGAGCCCCGUCCCGCUGCCGCGAUGAUGCCUGGCCGGACCCUGCGCAAAGCCGCGCCGCCUGCCGCUCCUGCAGGGCGAGAGGCGGCGGUGGAGUGCGCCCUGGAGCUGACCCGCAUCGGCGACAGGUGGGACCUGCGGCAGAGGCUCCUGAACCUGCUCGCCAAGAUCUUCUGCCCCGGAACUUGGGCUGCCCGCAGACACGGCGAGCGGAACGGAAGAGCACCUUGGCUUUGUGGGUUCGGAAGAAGAGGCUCCACAGACAUUGGGAGAUGAAGAAACCUCAAAUCUCGCUGCGUUGUAUUUGGGUGACUGCAGCUGCUGGAGGAUGGCUAUCACAUGUUUUCUCUGAAGAAUGUUACAGCAAUUCUGGCGUAUGAAUGCCAGCUGGGGAAAAAAGAUAAUGAUGGGCUGAGCCCCUAAACUGUGCAGUGGUGACUUGGGGCGAGCUGGUGACCUGGGGAGAUUUGGGACAAGACUGAACUUGCCCUUCACCAUGGUCUGAGAACGCUUUCAGGAACCUGGUUUCCCCAGCCACCCUCUGGUCCUCAUGUCCCACAGCCGUGUGUCAUCGAGGAGCUCAGCCCGCCUACAGGAUGAAGCAAAAAAAAAGUGUCAGUCUGUUGGAACCUGGGAUCACAUACCACACAGAAUAAGAAGCCAGUUGCUGACCUUUGACUGCUCCUCCUCUCUAAAGUGUGGAUCCUGCUGGACAGGGAUCUAGUGGUGUUUAUUAAAAUUUGUUAAAGACAACCACUAUCUUUAUUGGAAAAUUAUUGUUACAGGAUGUUGUUUUGCAGACUAAAAGUUGUAAUUCUAUGAAUUAAUACAGUGUUGCAUAGUUCUAGUCUAUAGGAUAAGUAUAUAGUAUAAGUUUAUAUAUAUAGUAUGUAUGCAUAAAAUAUAAAUGUGUGCACUGCUAGUGCAUGUAUUGAAUAUUUAAUAGAACUAUUCAUCAAAAGCUGUUUGUUUAAUCUCAAAACACAGUAUGAAAAAAUGUUCAAAACAUGACAAAACUAAAUAUAAAACGGUAUUAUAUAAACAAAAAAAAGAAUAAUAUUUUCUGAUGAUAAAGGAAAUAAGUCAUGCUUCAGAGAGGGAAGCAUACUUUGGCAUAAGAUAUGUAUCUGAAUAUACAUUACACAGAUACAUAGGUAAUUGUGGAAGGAUUCUUUCAAUAUUACAAAGAAUUUUUUUAUAACAGUACAAUUCUGCUGUGUCUUUAUAAGUAACAAAAUAACUUCAAUAGAAGUAGAUCCUAAAGUUGAAUGUCAAGUUUUGCUGAGAAUGUUAUUUAUUCAAAGAAAGCAACUACCUCUCUUUGAAGAAAUAAUAUCAAUAGAAUUGAGCAUUUCUGUGGUACAAGAAAGUAGCCUUAGAUUUUUGAAUGUUUAAUUAUACUUAUGGAUAAAGGUUCUUACCUUGUACUUUCUUUCCAUUUCAUUUCAUGGCCUCCUCAUCUCAGUUCCAGAAUGGUGGAGCUGUGGCAGCCCAUCCAGUGGAUGGUGAUGCAUCCUCACCACUGAGGGCUUACGUGGGAUUGACCCAUCUCACUGAGGGGAUAUUAUCUUUGGCUGGCUUCAGAGGAGCUGAAUUAAACAUGUUUGUUGCUGUGAAGGCAAACAGUAACUUUGCUACUUCAUUCAUGUCAGGCUCCAUCCUAAACAGUACUUUUCAUGGGUCCAAGAUAGAAAGAAAAAGGCUGAAGCUGUUUCAUAGCUACCUCUAAGGUCACUGGUGAGAGUUCCUUCUCUUAACUACCCUUGUAUAUAAGCACAUUUGAAUUUUUAAGGCUGUAUAGUUACACUUUGUUAUUUGUGUCUAUUCAAAUUAUGUCUUCUCCUGUCUUGUGGUGAAUUCUUGUUUGUAUUUAUAAUUUAUUUUUCCGUUAUAUCUUCCUAAUCUGCCUUUGCAAAGUUGUCAUUUUGUAACUCUGGUCACUCUCACAACCAGCUGUGCAGGGGCUGUAUUGACACUGACUUCUGUCACUGAGCAGAAGCUGACUGACUUUGCCUUCUUUCCACGUGGAAGACUUAACCCCAUCCAUCCCAGUGGCAUUACAGGGAGCUUUGCUCUUGGCUUGAGCCACAUGCAUUGUUCCCUUCCCCUGUAAGCUAGCCAGUACCUUUUCAGGGAGAACACAAUAUUUCAAAAAUAGUUGUUAUUUAUCCUAUACUGCAAAGCAGUGCAUUUUACUGACAUGUACAUAGGUCAGUUUUUCAGGUACUAAAAAAUAAAGAGUUUCAGACCAGCAGGACACCAGCUCCCAGGCUAGCAUUGCAUCCAGCUGGGCAAAACUUCAUCAAAGACAGCUCCAGCUUCAUAAGAAGGGUUGCUGUUGUAUAUCCUGUGCUUGGUGGAGUCUUGGGAUCUUCAUCAAGGACACUGAACAAUGACCAUGCCUGUCUGGAACUCUCAGAAGAAUUCAGCACUAGCAUUCACAUUAGUAGCUGAAAAGUAUGUGAAUAAAACUGUUCUGUUCAAUGCAUGCUGCUUGCAAAAUCUACAGGAAACGAGGUGUGGAGUUGUAGAACGUGCCCUGUUCUUCAGGCUGUAGCACAUAUAAAUAUUACCAAAAAAAGUAUAUCAUAAAUGCAUUGUCAUGGGGAUAUCCAAGUGUACUGUUAGCACAGUAUUUGUCUGCCUGGUUAUGCAAAGACUAUUUGCUUUUUUUUGAAAUGCUUUAGGUUUUUCUAUGCAUUGUCAAGAAUGGCAGUGUUCAACAGGAACUCAGGAAAAAGGCACAGAUGCAAGAGGUCAGUGCCAGUAUAUGACCAAGUGCUUGCUGAUGUCCACCCUAGAUUUCUUUUGUUACUUCUGCAAAGGAUCUGCUUUUGACUUUAUCAACAUGAGUUUGUUUUCCUUAAGGCCUGUUCUGGAUGCGUGCCAGAUGUGCUGCUGUACCCCUCACGCAUGUAUGUCUUGAGUUCUUGCUAA
This is a messenger RNA of Zonotrichia albicollis (white-throated sparrow), 3109 nucleotides long. RefSeq lists its product as uncharacterized. NCBI's taxonomy places the organism in Eukaryota, Metazoa, Chordata, Aves, Passeriformes, Passerellidae. The record is from RefSeq and is a predicted model, not a curated record. Gene Ontology annotation, biological process: apoptotic process; positive regulation of apoptotic process; release of cytochrome c from mitochondria.